UCGGACCGAUUUCUAGUGAUUUCUAGCAUCGUAUAUACAAGGCUUUACUCCAAGCUGCUCCAAACUUGCUCCGCGUAUUGCCGCGUAUUGUAGACGGCCCCUUAAAUUAUUAAAUUUUAUAUUUAUAUAUUUGCACUUGCGGAAGAUUGGUGGCAGAUUUUGCUCAUUACUGGUCACCUCACUCCCGUGCAGUUCUAUCAGGGAGUGAGUACCAAAACAAGAAAGAAGAAGAGAAAAAUGGCGGAUGAAAGUGAGGAUCAGUGGUUAUAUGGGGAUUCGACCGACAGCAAGGAAUAUACACCGACGAAUGUUCAAUCAGAGCUUCAACAAAAUGACUCGACGCUCGUCGAAGCUCAAGAGAACUUGCAAACUCAAGAGGAUCAGAAGAUGGAAGGUGUUGGUGAAACACCGUCCGAGAUGCGAGAAAUUGUUGAUUCCCUUGGCGGUGGUGACGAAGAAUCGUCUUCAUUGAAUAAUGCACAAGAAGAGAAUGCAGAUGCAAAUAAAAAUGGAACGAGAGAAGCUUCUAGUCAGGAGGAUGGUGAAGCAGCCAGCGAAUCUGAUUCCGAUGACGAUGUACAUGUUGUUAUCGGUGAUAUCAAAUCAACACCGGCAUAUGGUAGUUUAAACAUCAAGAGAGGAGGACUAUUAACUAACACAUCCGGUGUAUCAGACAAGUUGAGCAAACAGCCAGGAAAGUUCAGUAUAGAUGAAUUUGAGACUAUUGGUGUCAUUAAUGGAAUACCAGCCCAUGAGUUUAAUUUAGAUCAAUUGGAGGAUAAACCAUGGAGACAGCCUGGCGCGGAUAUCACGGAUUACUUUAAUUAUGGCUUCAACGAAGAUACCUGGAGAGCGUAUUGUGAACGUCAGAAGCGGAUGCGAAACGAAUCUGGAGUAGGAUUGAUUUUAAAUGCGGGUGGCGGUGGUAGCAAUCCGAGCAGCAUGAGAAUGCCACAGGUGGCAAUAACCAAUGAUAACAGCAAAUAUUCUGGUAUUAUGGGUCCUAAGAGGGCAGGUCCACCACCUGGAAGAAAGAUGGCAGGGACUAUAGAUGUUAUAGGAAGCUCUGGUUUAGCAUCCAGAAGAAAUUUGGAUAAAUCCCCACCGAAAGGAAAUGUUAUACAGGUUAUGACUGCUGACAGAAGAGAAUAUUCUAGAAAACCAGGUUUUCCCGACAUGAGUGUACCACCUCCUGGAGCGGGAAUGCCGCCACCACCAUUCGAUAUGCCUCCACCAGGAUAUGCUGGUGAACCGACACCGUUUUACAUGCCAGAAACCGAUCCGUAUUACCAGAGUUACGAACCCACGCAAGAUAACCAGUGGGGCAAUGACCCGACGUGGCAGCCAACAAAUCUAGCAAUCCCAAUGACCGAAGGUGAAGAUGACAAAGACAUGGGACCCAAGACAAUACCUACGAUGGUUCCACCGACGUCCAUUCCUCCUCUGAUGCAAUCACGCGAUCAGAGGGACGGUAGAGACCGGGAACGAGAUAGGGAUAGAGAUCGGGAUCGAGAAUUGGAUUCUAUGAGCAGAGAUAGGGACAAGGAUAGAGAUCGCGAUCGUGAUAGGGAGAAAGAUUCCAUGAUGAGAGAUCGCGAUAGAGACAGAGAUUCUAUGACGCGAGAUGAAGAUCGAGAGCGUGACAGAUCCAGAUCUCAAUAUCGACAUAAAGAUCGACAUCGACAUCGAUCAAGAUCGCGAUCUCGUAGACACAAAUCGAGAUCGCGUAGCCCAAGUCGACGUAAGAAGAAAUCCAGACGCUCAGAUAGAGAACGUUCCAAGGAAGAAAGCGAAUAAAUGUGUGUACACGUAAAAAUGAUACUGUAUUAAUUUACCGCUCAUAGCGGAGUGCAUCAUAGAAUUAAGUGAUUAUUUUACAUAAAAUAUUCCAAAAUACAUCCAUUGACAAAAUUAUUCACAAAGUUAAUUGUAAGAUAUACAACCUAUAUCAAUUGUGUCAGAUAUAAGAAAUGAAAUGUAUGUACAGCGGUGCUUGUGGAAGUUACAAAUACCUAAUAUAAUUUUUGACACAAGUAAAUUAUUAAUGCAAACAAUAACAGUUGGAUUUACAGAUCGUUUAAAGAUUGUGGAUAAAGAGGAUUAAAAUAUUUUACGUGUUUAAGGCUUAAUGUUUUAUUCUUUUAUUGUAUUUUUAUUAAUUUUUGUACGCGAAUCGAAGAAAAUAUAGCUGCGAUAAAAAGCC
This is a messenger RNA of Solenopsis invicta (red fire ant), 2203 nucleotides long. It is a transcript of the gene Fip1, whose product is annotated as pre-mRNA 3'-end-processing factor FIP1. The transcript is spliced from 4 exons. The record is from RefSeq and is a predicted model, not a curated record. Gene Ontology annotation, cellular component: mRNA cleavage and polyadenylation specificity factor complex. Bases 238 to 1797 code for a protein of 519 amino acids. Lineage: Eukaryota; Metazoa; Arthropoda; Insecta; Hymenoptera; Formicidae. Gene Ontology annotation, molecular function: RNA binding.